AUGCAUUUCACUUUCACUUUCACUUCACAUGACAAAUAGAUUUCAGUCUUCACAGUUCAUAUUAUUCAACAUUUUAUUUAUUUUCUGUAUAUCAUUCAAAAUUUUCAGUGUCAGUGUCAGCUCUAGACUUUUUAAACAUGAGUCUAGAAUUCAAAGUUUUUACAUUAAAUUGCUGGGCAAUUCCUAUACCCACUCUGUCUAAAAACAGAAAACGGCGAUUAAAAGCGAUUGCAGAACAUAUAUCAAAUAGUCAUUAUGAUGUUGUAUGCCUUCAAGAAAUAUGGAGUGAUCAGGACUAUUAUUCAAUAAAGGAUGAGGUGGCUGGAGUUCUCCCAUAUUCUCAUUAUUUUUACAGUGGUGUCACUGGUUCUGGAGUUUGUAUAUAUUCCAAACAUGUAAUUGAAGAUACCUUCUUUCAUCAGUAUUCAUUAAAUGGUUAUAUUCACAAGUUACAACAUGGUGACUGGUUUGGUGGAAAGGGAAUUGGACUGUGUAAACUAUCAGUUAGUGGUUUUAGUGUAAAUAUUUAUUCUGCUCAUUUACAUGCUGAAUAUAAUCGCAAUAAUGAUGAAUAUGAAGCUCAUAGAAUUUUACAGGCAUAUGAUGUUGCUCAGUUUAUUAAGCUCACUUCCCAAGGUGUUGAUUUAACAGUAUUAGCAGGUGAUUUGAACACCCUACCUGGUGAUAUUGCCUAUAGGUUAAUAUUAAUCAUACCUGGUCUAGUAGACUCCUUCGAGUAUGCAAAUGUACCGAAAGAUCACAUAGCAACAUGUGAAAGUCUAAGAAAUACUUAUACGCCUAGCAGUUAUGUAAAGCAGAAGAUUCCGGGACAGCGGAUAGACUUUAUUAUGUACCAUCCAGGCUCAAAACUUCAGGUAGAAAUGAGAAACUAUAGACUGCCCCUGCCAGACCGUGUUCCUCAAUGUACUUUUAGUUAUUCGGACCACGAAGCCGUGGAAGUGACUUUAGAGAUAAGUAAAAAGGCGGCUAUGACCUACUGUAGGAACGAACAUGACUUGCAGAACAUCUUACAUGAAUCUAUUUUAAUUUUAGACCGUGGUCUAGCUAGUAUAUAUACACAUAAAAUUCUCUACUCCGUUUUAGGGAUCAUACUGUUCUGUUCACUGAUAGUCACUUUUACAUUUGACGUUCCUAUAGGUUUUAUAGUACUGUACAAUAUUCUGAAGGUUUUAAUUGGACUUGGAUGGGCAUUUUGUCUUCUAAUGGCCACUGUUUGGAAUAAAAUAGAGAGACAUGGAGUGCUUGCUGGAAAAUCGGCUAUAGAAAAACACCUUAAAAAACCGACAUCGUGACAUACUUGUUAUAAUCGUUGGUAGGGUAGACAUAAAUAUGAAAAGAACCAAUUAUUGUUACCAUCGUACACCAAAUAUAUGUAUUUGCAUAUCAACCAUUUUAAUUUAUUUGAUCAGUUGUAUAUAAAAUAUUUGAAUGUAGCAUGGGAGUGAAAUAUUACUUUUUACUAAGAGACUUGUUUUUGCCUACGGCAUUGACAUUGAAUAGUGAGCGCGUAAAGUUUGGAAACAUAUAUAUCUGUGACACCCCAUAUGAUAUAGUAACAAAAUGUUGGUUAUAUAUUUUAGAUGGACCAGCGAUUUAAAAUUUUAUAUUUUGGACGUUGCCAAAUGUAGUUUCAGAUAUAUUAUGAGCCGUUGAAAACCAGAGUGGUCUAAGUCAAGAAUUUUAUUUUAAGGUCACUUUAGAAGACCAAAAAUAAUCAUGCUUUUCAAGAAUUUUUUUCUCAGAACCUUUAAUAAAAAUGAACAUAAAACUGUUUACAUAUUAAUAUCUAACUCUAGAGAGUACAAAAAAUAUAUCUUUUUUCAUUUAUGCACGUACACUAAUAUUGUAGAGGGCGCAAAAGUCGAGGCCUCGAAAAAUGAUGGCGGACAGUUAAUCUCGGGAUUGGGAUAUCUGAAACAUAAAAAUCGUACUGCAUUUAAAAAGGGAAGGUUUCUUACGUGACAAUUUACCACAAUUUGACCAAAAAAUAAGAAAUAAAUAUUUUUUAACCAUGAAAAACUGAAGAAAAACGGGCGAAUUUUUCACAAAAGUUUUUCAAAUUUCCGUAAAAUCUUUUUUUUUUGUAGAAUUUUUUACUAAUGGUGGUAAAUUGUCACGUAAGAAACCUUCCUUUUUCAAAUGCCGUACAAUUUUUAUGUUUCUGAUAUUCCAAUCCUGAGAUUAACCGUCCGCCAUCGGAACUACUUUUUUUCGAGGCGUCUACUUAGGCGCCCUCUACAAUAUUAGUGUACAUGCAUAAAUGAAAAAAGAUAUAAAAAAAGGGUUGUUUUUUGAAAAAAGAUAUAUUUUUUGUAUUCUCUAAGAGUUAUAUAUUAAUAUGUAAAAAGUUUUUUUAUUCAUUUUUAAUAAAGGUUCUGAGAAAAAAAUCUUGAAAAAAUGCUUAUUUUUGGUUUUCUAAAGUGUACUAGUACCUUAAGCGCUAUCUUGGUAUAUUAUUAUUUUUUCAGGUUUAGCCAUGCGGCUCACACUCCCUCUAAGGGGAAAAUUGACUCAUCCCAGAUACCUAGGGCAUCAAAAGGAUUGAGCUCUGGUGGGACUAUUUCCAUGUUAUCGAGCCCUAGGUGACUUGGAAUGCAGGUGUGUCUCCCAAAAAUUUUCGUACACUUCUGGCCGUCGCGAGUAGUACAGCUUUCUGCAUGGUCUUGUAAAGAUGUUCAUUUAGACCCAGCUUUUCUAUGAGGUUCUUCGGAAUGACUCCAGUAGUAGAAAGAACAAUAGGCAUUGUCUGGGUAUUUUCCAUUCUCCAUUUAUUGUUAGGUAUCGCCCCACAUCUAUUAAUGUUGUUUGCCUAGUAAGUUUACUAAGUAGUAUGAGAUCCGGUCUAUUAUGUGCCACUCGUUGGUCUGUGAGCACAGUCCGAUCCCAGUAUAGCUUGUAGUUGUCGUUUUCAAUUAUUUAUUUGAUUCAAUUUUUAUUUUUAUAUAAUAUAUUAUUAUUAUACAGUAUGUCCCUGUAAGUUGUAUCCGUAUGGAAAACUUUUUUAUUAUUAAUUUUACGAAAAAGUUAUUCUUCAUAAAAAGCUCUGCAUGGUCCAAAACCUAAUUUUAAUUUAUUCAUCAAAUAUCAAAUUUUUUGAAUAUUAUACGAGGUAUGUCAAAAAGUUUGAAUUUCACUCAAGAGUAAAGUAGCUUUAUUUUUCACAAUCUUGAAAAUUGCUAUUAUGAAAAGUUGUUUGGAAUUAAUUACUAUAUUCUAGUAUGCAAUCACAUCUUUCUAAUUGAAAAAAAUUGUUUUUGAAAAAUUAUGGAUAACUAACAUUAUUUUCAGUUAUUUCAAUUCAGAUAACUCUUUUUUUAUUAAUUUUACGAAAAAAAGUGAUUCUUAAUAAAAAGUUCUGCAUUGCCUAAAACCUAAAAUACAACAAUAUUAUGUCAAAUUUUACUAAUUUUAUGCAAGGUAUGUCAAAAAAUAUGAAUUUAGCUCAAGAGUAAAAUACGUUUAUUUUUCACAAGAUCGAAAAUUGUUAUUAGGAAAAGUUAUUUAGAAUUAAAAACUAUAUUUCAGUAUGUAAUUACAUCCUUCUAAUUGAAAUAUUCUGAACUAUAAAGGUACUUUACUUUUGAUCUAAAUUUAUUUUUUUUACAUACCUCGUAUAUAAUUGAUAAAAUUUGAUAUAAGAUGGUUGUAUUUUAGGUUUUACACCAUUCAGAACUUUUUAUUAAGAAUCACUUUUUUUCUUAAAAUUAAUAAUAAAAGAGUUAUCAGAAUUGAGAUGACUGAAAAUAAUGUUAGUUAUCCAUAAUUUUUCAAUUUUUUUUUCAAUUAGAGGGAUGUAAUUGCAUAUUAGAAUAUAGUUUUUAAUUCCAAACAACUUUUUAUAAUAGCAAUUUUCAAUAUUGUGAAAAAUAAAGCUACUUUACUCUUGAGUGAAAUUCAAACUUUUUGACAUACCUCGUAUAACAUUCAUAAAAUUUGAUAUCUGCUGGUUGAAUCUUGGGUUUUGGACCAUGCAGAACUUUUUAUAAAGAAUAACUUUUUUUCGUAAAAUUAAUAAUAAAAAGGUUUUCCAUAUUAUGGAUACAACUUACAGGGACAUACUGUAUAAUAUUGACAUAUUUAUAUUACAGUAGCUUCAUGUGGGAGUGGGUGAUGCACUAAUAUUUUUCAAAUUUUUUAGCAAAGUGGAACACUGUCAAAUAGAAUAAAAUUCUUGACGUAAACAUAAAAUGAAAUUCUUGACUUAGACCACUCUGGUUUUCAACAGCUCAUAUGGAUAAUGUGCGUAUUUUUGAAAUAUAUAUACGGGUGGGCCGUAUAAUACGGUCUUAUAUACUUUACAAUCUUUUAUUACAGUUUUUUAUUGCCUAUGCAACAUAGUAUUGUAUUUUAGUUUGAUUUUUUAUCGCUGUCAACACUAUUUUCAAAAACUAUCAUAACGUAUCUACUGACAGUAAAUCACGGCGUACUUGCUGGCAAUAAAACCUACUUCUUCUUCUUUUUGUAUAGACAAGACUGUCUGUUUUUUCAAUAUGCCUCUAGUAAGUUGACGUUCCAUCGAUUUCGUGGUCUUCCCACUGCUCGUCUUCCUAUUUAGGAACCAUCUCUCGUUGUCCUGACUACCCUAUUUGUUGUCAUUCGCCUUAUGUGGUUAUUCCAUUCUAUUCUUCUGCUUCUUAUCCAGUUAUUAAUGUUAUCCACCUUACAUCUCCGUCUUAUAUCUGUACUUCUAGCUCUGUCCCAUAGAGUCUUACCAUCGAUUUUUCGAAGGGUUUUUAUCUCCGCUGUUUCGAGCCAUCUUUUUGUCCUCUCUGUGUCGGGUCGUGUUUCUGCCGCGUAUGUCACCUACUUGAAAACCUACUUGAUUCAACGAAAUGAAACCGAUACUCAUACAAAAACAGAAUGGACUUUUUUAAACUUUAACAAAUACCAAAUGGUCCAUUUCUGCAUAUUAAUAGUCAAUAUUGGCCAUUAACAGGAUAUAUGCUGCAUCGACAAUAAAAAACAAAAGAUUGUAGAAUAUAUGGGUGGUCCUAUUUAAAAAUACACAUAUUAUCCUUAUAUCUCAGAAACUGUACAUUUGUCAACGUCGAAAGUAUAUAAUAAUAAAUCGCUGGUCCGUCUAAUAUAGGCACAUUUUCCAACAUUAUCCAACAUUUUGUUAUUUUAUCAUACGGGGUAUCACAUAUCUUUAUUAUGUAUAUACUUUACGCGCGCAUUGUAUAAAAUAAUUGUUUUGUAUCAUUGUUACUGAACAUACUAUGUACAUACGAAUGUAUGAAUAAAGCAAAAAAACUUGUUUUAAUUUGUAAAAUUAUCUACACUUAAGAAAAUAAACAAAUAAUUUGCUAGUAGUUUAUUAGAAAAAACGGCGACAUUUAAAUGGAUACAUGUGGCAACACAUACAGUUUGAAUGAAGAGGUAAUGACAGUUUUCAAAAACAAAUUUGUUGUAACAUUAUUCGUUUCUAAACUAGUCAAAAUAUAAGCAGCCUUAACUUUUUAGAAAGAUUUGAGACGUUAAUACUUAAAGUAUAUACUAUUUUAAUACAACUUUUUAAUCAAACCUAGAAUGUUCACAGACAUGGCUUUGUACUUAGUGUUUAAUACUGGUCUCAAAAUAGCUUUAUCGGCAAUCUGUAAUUAUCGAAAUUUAUACAUGCAUAAUAUCAGGUUAAAUUGAAGAUAGGUGAAGUCUUCUUAAUCCACAUAAAUCAAAAACGCUAUGGAGGCAUUAAAUCUCCCUAAAUGCUUGUCAUGUGGAAGUCCCGUGUUAAAAUUUGUCAGUUGCGUCUACAGCUUCUAGCAAAUGGUCGUCUUUUGAUGACAAUAUGGUUGCUUUUGAUUGUGUUUUGACUUAACUGAAAAGAAAUAAAGUUGGUAUACCGUCUCUUAAUCACGAAACAAUAAUUUAUGGAGAAUAUAAUCAGCUUUUUCAAAAUAAAAAAAGAAUAAUCAAAAAAGAGAAAUAUCGUUCUCCCUCUUGUCCCAAAUAGGGUGUCUUUCAAAAAUGACAGCAAUAAGUGCCUCCUUAUUCACGGUACAAUCACUAAACCAGCGUGACAAAAAGAGAAAUAAGUUAUAUUCUCAUUCCGGUAAAAGCGAGAAUGCUGGUUAAAGCGAGUUGCUCUCGCCAACCUAGUUUAACUAUGUACAUUCUCAUUUAAAAACGUGCUUUCUUUUUGAAAACGUAUAAAAGCGAGUUGGCGCGAAGCUGCUUUCACUGUGUUCGUAUAAAAGCGAGUCGGUAAGGGGAAAUCUGCUUCCACUGUGUUCGUACAUUUUGAUCGAUACUUAAGCUGCACGCCGUCGUAAAUAAUAAAUUUCGUAACUCAGCGAAUUUGUCUGGUGAUAAAUCAAUAUUUAGCCGCUCUACACUCCAACAUGUGUUUAGGACUUACAAAUAGAAAAUAAGUUGUCACGAUAAACCACCAUAGAAAAUUGAAAUACUAUAUCAAUAAACUAUGAUAUUGUUCUUCCACUCUAACUUUUCCCAUGCAUCACGAUUCAUUUUCAAACAAGUUAAAUCAACAAAUAAAGUGAAACGUACGUCGAUGUGCAGUAUUGAUACGUACUGUCAGAGUGUCAUUGGUAAUAAUUAGGACAUGGCUAUUAUUCCGUGAACGUAUUUUAUAAACUUAAUUUAUUGGAGUGUUUAAUCUUUUUUCACUAUUGAGGAGAUUGAUGGACUCAACAUUAAACAACUUAAACACCAUACAGACUAUUACGAAUAUAAAGAUUUUAGACCGGUAAUAAAUAAAUUUAAAAAAAAGUCACAACAACAAAGUUACUGUUGUUAAGAAGAUUUAAUAUUACCUAUGGUUGAGCAAUACAAGACUAUCGAGUGAAUUACAUAAAAAAAACAAUUAAUAUCUUUAAUAUAUUAAACCUUAAGGGAGAUAGUGGUACAAAUGCAAAUUUUUCACAAAUUGAGUUAUCAACACGAGAAAAUGUGCUAAUGUCACUGUCACUUAAAAUCAUAAACGUCAAAGUUCAAAGUAAACAAGAUAUUAGCGACAUGCCAUGUUGUUUGUCCUUGUUUAACUUAUGGUUUCUAUGGACAAACGGCUUAAUUUUGCGAUACUAGUUCCUGUGAGUUAAAAAGAGACCUAGUAUACAAAGUAAUUCGUGAAUAAUUUCAUGCAUGGGAAAAGUUAGAAAGGAAGAACUAUAGUCAUCGCAUCUUUUAUGCUAGCCGAGCUCAGUCUCUCAGGUUGGAAGUACGUAUUGUCUUAAUCAAAAAUAUGAACAAUGAAGAUCUAAAUUAUAGCAAAUAAAACAAGUUAACUAAUCAUGUUUCUCUUGGUCAACCAAUCGAAAACUAGUUCUGUGAUGUAGCCCUUUUUAGGGAUUUUAAAUAUAUACCUUUUAUAAAGGAUUUUAUUGGUUUUUGUAUUAUAUGGUAUACAGCCAACUACAGGAAAACUUUUUCCUUGUGGAUUGGUUAUUUUUCUUUAAAGAUAGAAAAAAAAGAUGUACCUAUUAAAUGAUGAGUCAAUCUUUGUCGAAAGCUAACAAUUUAGAUUAUACUUGCAUUGUGUCGUUUUGUAUUUGGCUUCUUGAGGUCGGUUCACUAAUGGUUCUGCGAGUGACUCUGGGCUCCGAUGUUGUUGGCCACCAGGUCGAUUGCAGUUGGUAGGUGCUGCUGAGUUGAUGCAUUGUAGUGGCAUCUUGGUGGCAUCGCCGGCGAUGGAGGAGGCUUCAAGGAGUUCCCCCGAAAGAAAAAAAGGUUACUUUAUAUUGUCAAAAAAAAACCUACAAUACAAGCUGUGUAUUACUGACAUUGAGUUACUAGUACACUUUAGCAGACCAAAAAUAAGCAUUUUUCAAGAUUUUUUUUCUCAGAACCUUUAUUAAAAAUUAACAUAAAACUUUUUACAUAUUAAUAUCUAACUCUUAGAGAAUACAAAAAAUAUAUCUUAUUUCAUUUAUGCACGUACACUAAUAUUGUAGGGGGCGCCAAAAUCGCGGCCUCGAAAAAAAGUAGUUCCGAUGACGGACUAUCAGUCCGAAAGAAUCUCAGGAUUAGGAUCUCUGAAACAAAAAAAUCGUACGGAAUUUGAAAAAGGAAAAUUUCUUACGUGACAAGUUACCACCGUUAGUGAAAAAUUCCGCAAAAAAAAGAUUUAAUAGAAAUUUGAAAAAAAAAUGUAAAAAAAUCGCUUGUUUUUCUUCAGUUUUUCAUGGUUAAAAAAUAUUUAUUUUUUAUUUUUUGGUCAAAUUGUGGUAUAUUGUCACGUAAGAAACCUUCCUUUUUCAAAUGCAGUACCAUUUUUUUGUUUCAGAUAUCCCAAUCCUGAGAUAACUGUCCGCCAUCAUUUUUCGAGGCCUCAAAUUUUGCGGCCUCUACAAUAUUAGUGUAUGUGCCUAAAUGAAAAAUUAUAUAUUUUUUGUACUCUCUAAGAGUUAGAUAUUAAUAUGUAAAAAGUUAUAUGUUCAUUUUUAAUAAAGGUUUUGAGAAAAAAAUGAUUAUUUUUGGUCUUCUAAAGUGUACUAGUACCUUAAGAAGCAUUGAAAAGCUCAUUGGCAUUCUUCCAAAUAUAAUCAAAAAAUUAGCAGAUGGCAAGUAUCCAGUAAAUAGAAUAAUUACCAUUAAGUAGGUAAAUUUUGUAUGAUUCUUACAUGCAUAUAAGUCCUAAAUUAUAAAAUCGAAGAUUCAAAAACGUGGUUUUGGAGUGAAGUUAAAAAAAAAUUAACGAUUGAAAAGCACUUUAUCAGAAUAGGUAGCCCAGCAGUAUAAUGUGUACUCACCACAAAAUGGACGUCGUUGAAAAAUAAAUGAAAUUACCAGGCUAGACGGGGCCUUAAGUAGUCACAAAAAUUAUAUAAAAAGCAUCCAUGCUGAGAGGGACUGACUUUGACAGAAUCGAUGGGGGCUUGACACUGACAUAGAGUGUGUCCGAAGCAUGGAACAUAGAACAUAAAUAAAAAAUUUUGUUGAUUAAAAUCUUUUAUAAAAGGUAUAUAAUUUAUUAAAAAUUCCCCUAAAGGAUUACGUCACGUAUACAGAACGUUUUCGAUCUAAUACAUCGUCAGUGCUGAACAGGAUGUUUACAUGCUAAGCCAUCAAAAUUGAAAAUAUAUGGGUAAGGACCCUUUAAAAUGGUACAGUAAUGGAAGCAUUGACAUAAAUUGUUUUAAAUAACAUGGAUGUUUUAAAUAAUCCUAGAUUUAGCACCGGGCAUCAUUUGAUCCCUCACAUGGGUUGGACGUGUCCUGGGGUUCAGCUACCUCACAUCUUGAAAGGUCGAAUUGCCAUCGAAGCAGUACAUUAAAAUAUUAAUUUCUUAUAAAAUUUGACGUAUCGUAUGGUAUGUAUCUAUAUAUGAUAAUUUUCUAAUAGAUUUUAGUAUACUAGAUGUGACAAUAAAAAUUCGAAAGUGCCUAUAUUUAUUUACAGUUCUAGCUUUUAAAUUUAAUAUAUAUUUCGUGCAUCAAAGGAUUAAUAAAUGGCUAUUAAAGAAGAAAAUAAUGGUAUCAAAUAGUUAUAGCCUAAGAGGCUUAUUCAAUGUGUCUUUAAAUCACACUCGUAAUUUAGAUUUUAUUUUGUCUGUAUACAUAAUAUUUGCUUUUAGAGAAUGUUGAACUUUUUAUAUGAAAAAUGACGAAUAUAUUUUUAACGUUAUCAAUACUUGUUUUAUUAUGCUGCAUUUUAUAAUUAAUUAUGUACAUAUUUUGUUUAAAAUUGGAAAUUUUUGGGUGAAUAUCAUCAACUUCUUAUAUAUUUACGUGAUAUGUAGUACGGUUUGUAAGCAAGAAUAAUACGAAACUGAUAGCUAUGCACAUUAACAAAAAGUAUGUAAAAAUAAAUUGUAAUAAAUAUAUUGCUAAAUAUGACAAUUCAACGAAAGCUGUUUUUAUCAUUUUUUGGUUAUAUUUAUAUUAUUGUAGUGAUUAAUACUAUUAACUAUUUUUGUAAACGUAGUUAGUCUUCCAUACGAAAAAUUGACCAAAAGUAAUAAUGCUCUUUUUUUACUCUGUAAACUUUGCUUGUAAAGUUUUCGCAGCGAUGGGCAGUGCAGUUGUAUAGCAAAUUACUUAGGCUAUUCCGGUAGGUACUUAGCCUCUCCGGUCGAUGUCGCCACUAUCUAGUAUCGUGUAAUACGUUCUUGCGGAAUUUUCAUUUAGACGGCCUAUGUCAAAAUAUGAGCCGAAUGGAACUUGUAGUUUUGUUUUGACCGUGUGUGGAAGCGGGCGUAUGUGGCGAUUGUAGAAAAAUGCAAAAAGAGCAAUAUCAGUCGGUGAUUCCAUUCUUGUUUUUGGAAGGAAAAUCGUGCCGCGAAAUCUAAAAGAGCUUGAAUGCUGUGUGCGGUAUCUUCCCCUUCAAUGACAACCAUCAAUAAUUGGUUUAAAAAGUUUCAAAGUGAUCGCACAUCGUUUUUUGAUAUGUCAUGCCCAGAUGCCCUGAAAACAGCUUCCACGGAGGAUAUCGUGAAUAAAAUCCACGAUCUCGUGUUGGCAGACAGCUGACUGAAGGUGCGCGAGAUAGCUGAGACAGUAGGCAUCUCAAAAAGUGGCGUAGAUCAUAGCAUGCAUGAAAUAUGAGGUGUGUGAAAUUAGCGCAACCAUGAGACCACUUCAAUGCAGUGUCUGAGCCUGUUUAAGCGUAAUACGAAGGAUUCCUAUGUUGUUUCAUAACCGUCGACAAAACAUGGAUCCACUGGUACAUACCAGAGACCAAUGAACAGUCGAUGCAGUGGACGUCACCCCGCGAACGUACUCAGGACAAGGCGAAAAGUGUUCUAUCGACCGGAAGGCCGUGGUGGCCUUAUUUUCUGGGAUUUAUAAGGCGUGAUCUAUAUCAACUUCCUGUAAAAGGGAAAAACGGUCACAAGGCUUUACUACACCGCCUUAUUAAGCAUAUAGACGCCGAAUUUCAGAAAACAGCCCCGAUUCGAAAGAGAAAACGUGCUCUUCCACCAUGACAAUGAACCGGCUCGCAUCUGGUCAAAUUGAUCGAAUCGAACUGCUGUUCUGUUCACCGUAUUCUCCAGAUUUGACCCUGUACGACUUCUUUUUGUUUCCAAACUUGAGAAAGUCAAUCGCCGGGCAGAAAUUUAAGUCGAAUGAGGAGUUCAUCGCCGCUACGGAAGCCUAAUUUGUAGACCUCGAGCAAACGUAUUUCAGACGAGUUAAAAAAAGUCGGAGCAGAGCUGAGUCAACUACAUCGAGCUAAAAGGAGACUAUAUACGUUCAGAAAUAAAUCACCACUUUUCCAAAAUUUUCGUUUUUCUUUUGUAGCUUAAGUACUUAUCGAACCGCUCUAGUAAUAAUUUAGAUUACAAAACUGCAGUAUUUACUACCACAUAGAGCAAUAAUAGAUAACACGAAUACACAUUUUGGCUACUCUAAAACUCUACCCAACAUGAAUAGUCAAACAAAAAACAAAGACAGACUCAGAAAAUAGUAACACGCGUGUUACAUUCUGACAAGAAAAAUACUGUGCUAAAUACAAUGCUUUUCAUAUCAGAUGAUUCUUCAAUGUGCCCCGUAAGACAGCCGUGUCGUACACGUCCCCAUCGUAAGAUCAAUUGAGCUUACAAGGGCACUUUGAAGAAUCGUCUGAUAUGACGUCCACGUCCCAUUGUAAGAUAAAUCAUCCUUUAUUCUAAAAGAGUAGGAUUACAUUUCUGCUCAAAGUAAAAGACAAUUUUAAAAAGCAUGUAGACAAAAUGGUUCAGCUAAGAUAGCUUUUUCGACAGUAAUGAAGCCAUGUAGUGAAAAUAUCAUAAUACUACAAAUAUUUCGUGUUUAUUGUUGGUCAACAAAUAUUGUACAUUUAGUAUAUUUAUGAUAAAAGUUAUUUUUAUAUUUUCUGUGUAUUUUAUCAAUAUUGAUAAUCAUUAGCCUUCAACUAAAUAGAAAACAAACAAUGAUACGUUUAUUUGUGGCUAAAUUAAGCUAAUAACCAUUUGGAAGAGGAAAAUAAGUUCAGUAUUAUUACGUUAACAAACAAAAAUAUUUAUAUUCAUUAAGUAUUUUAUUUUGUACACAGUUAUGUCAUGUUCUUUAAUUAAAAGUACAUACCAUAGUUUAUACAGCUGUUUCUAGUCUUUAUUUUUGUUUUAUAACAGAAUUACAAAUGAAUUUUAUUUAUAAUACUAAUUAGAUACUUAAAUUUUCAUGUCUGGUAUUUCUAUGUAUGUUUAGCAACGAUCAAUACAUGGUGGCAGCAGAUCUUUAGCGGUAUAAAUUGUCGGUGCAAAGAAAAUAAUUCAUGAAAGAUGAAGGGAAUUUUAGGUCUUGCCAAUUUUAUUUUAUUAAUUUGUUGAAAACCAAAACGAUCUAGCUAUACCAGGCACAAAAUUUAAGUAGAUACUAGGAAUGUUUCAUUGCCAUAAUCAUAAGGUCAUUAUUGGUAUGAUAUUGUAUCUGAACAUAACAUAUAAUAUAUAUUGUUUUAUGAAUUAAUAUAAGUUUUUCAUCAUGAGAUCAACAAUUUCAAUUGUGAAAAGGUAAUGGAAAUAAUAGUAUUUCAUAUACAUUUAUUUAGAGGUCUGUUCUUCUGUUCAUGUUCAUUUACAUAUUUAUGAUUUAAUUUUUGUAUACGAAUACAAGAGUGUGUAGGUACUGUAGGUACCAAAAUAAGAGUCUAACAGUGAUGAACAAAUUAAAUAUUUUGUCAAUACUUAAUGUCAAUACUUAAUUGUCAAAGGAAAUUAAAGAACGAUGUACCACAAAAAUGUGACGAUUUUUUAGAACGGAUUAUACAGUUUAUUAUCAGUACAGUACAGUAGAACCCCGAUAAGUCGGCCUUCGAUAACCAGGAAGUCCGGCUAACCCGGACCGAUUUUCAUCAGACAAAACAAACAUUUUUUCAGUUUGACUGAGUUUUUUAUCAAGAAAUAGAAAAUACCGUGUACAACUGUACGUAUUUUAGAUGUAUUGUGCAUGUGCAUAUUAUGUAUUUCAUGUUUUUGAAUUUAUAAUCGAGUUUAUCUGUAAGUAUGCCAUAUUUUAUUAAUUUUUACCAUAUUCUCCGGCUAACCCGGAUUUUCGAUAACCCGGAUCGGCCGCGGUCCCGCUUAAAUCCGACUUAUCGAGGUUCCACUGUAAUAAUUUCAAGAAAUUGGCUGACUCUACAUUUAUAACACUGCCAAAAAACCAAACGCAAAAGAAUGCCAAGACCACCGAACAAUAAGUUCGCAUCAUGCGCUCAAAAUAUUUUCAAAAAUUAUACACCAGAAAAUACUCGACAAACUUGAGCAAGACAUUAGCGACACACAAUUUGGAUUUAGAAAUGUAUACUGUGGGGGAGAAUUUACAACAAAUAGUUGACAGGGUGGUAGAAUUCAGUGUUGAAAAAAGAUUAUCCCCAAACACAAAAAUACGUGCAAAAUUUAUGGUUAUUACAAAAGCCCAACAGCGCCAAGAAAACCUUCAUUUUCAAAAAUGAAAAUAUCUAAGAACAAUCAUUAAUAAAAAUAAUAAGUACACAGGGGAGAUUAAAGGAAUCAUAGAACAGGCAAGAAAUGCUUUCAAAAGGUCGAAAAGUAUUCUGUAGCAGGAACAUUACAAUUCCUUUCAAGGUAAGACUACAGAUUUGCUAGUGUUUCUCAUAUUUUUUGUGGCUUGGAUGUUAAAGAAAAUGAUUUCAGACAGAUUGGAAGCCUUCGAAAUUUAUACUAUAUUACGAAUAAGUUGGGUCGAUAGAGUCAGAAAAAGUCACGUUUUAAAAAGAAUGGGAAAAGAGAAAGAGGUUUUAAAUACGGUUAAAAUUAGACAAUUUGUAACAUGUUUUAUCCGUAAAUUUCACCAUUUAAAUUAACACUCAGGAUUCUUUCAUAUUUUUUAUAUAUAUAUAUAUAUAUAUAUAUAUAUAUAUAUAUAUAUAUAUAUAUAUAUAUAUAAUGUUUUCAGAAUUGCUUGGUUUUCGUAUAUUUUUGGAUUAUUUUGUUAAUUUACUACGUUAUUGGAAGAGAUCAACUAGCGUAAGAAACAUACAAAAAAAAUGUUUCAAAAAAGGAAUUAACAUACUGUAGUCCGUGUAGUAUUAUUAACAAUAACUGUUCUUUUCUUGUCAAUUUUGCCUGUGAAAUACUUUACUUGUGAUUUAGUUUUAAAACAUUUGUAACAAAGCUUUUGCAUAUUUUAACUCAUAGAUAAAUAUUGACAAAUUAAUUUUAAAUGGUAGUAAAAUCCGCCCAGAUCUUGUCUUUUAUCAUAUAUUUUUGUUACUAUAAUAUGAAGUACUUAGUCUUUAUGAAUGAAAAGUACGUUUAUGAGAUAUUGAGUUUAGGCACAUAGAAUGCAAUGAAGAGAAAUUGUUUUACGAUUUUCUUGGGAAUACACGUAUUUGCAUUAAAAAAAUGUAAUGAAAUCUUUACCGUCGAUUCAGAAAAAUACUUAAUUCCAUCCUUUAAAAAAUACGGAAAGGAACUGUUUUACCGAGUAUGCCUAAACUUAAUAUGUCCCAGUUUUAUAUUUAAAAUAUGUUUAAAUUAGUAUUUAUAUUCCUUAACACCUCGUAUUUAUGAAGUAUCAGAAUUUAUACAUUACAAAUGUAUCAAAUACUGCUCAAUAAAUUAAUUUUCCUUAAAUAA
Molecule: messenger RNA, 14521 nt
Organism: Diabrotica virgifera virgifera (western corn rootworm)
Lineage: Eukaryota; Metazoa; Arthropoda; Insecta; Coleoptera; Chrysomelidae
Product: putative neutral sphingomyelinase
Exons: 5
Coding region: 138-1313 (391 amino acids)
Cellular component (GO): cytoplasm
Molecular function (GO): sphingomyelin phosphodiesterase activity
Source: RefSeq, a predicted model, not a curated record